CAUACUAAAUACACCAUGAAACAUUGGUACUGUUGCGUAGCAUCAAAACACUCUUUUCUCCAUUUCUCCUCUACUAGGCUCUUUUAGUCUACAGAAGACUUUGAAGAUCGAGCCCAUUUAUGUGUAUAUUUCACGAAUUUCCAUUUCUUAUAUGUUCAGGUGCAUGAACAGAUCUGAAUUAUAUAGUUGGCACCAAUUCAAUGCUGUAGAGAAGAAACCCUAUGUAUGUAAUUCGCAAUUGUAUAGCGGUGAGCGCAUGAUCGAUUGCAAAUGGACUUAGAGAGAUCGUCACUGUGCAAUUGCGUGGUCAACUUUCUGUUGGAAGAGAAUUACUUGUUGUCGGCGUUCGAGCUUCUUCACGAGCUCCUCGACGAUGGACGUGACGCUCACGCAAUUCGCCUCAAGGAAUUCUUCUCCGAUCCGUCUCACUUCCCUCCCGACCAGAUCUCUCGCUUCAAUUCUCUCCGAGUUGCGGACCCGCAGAGUCUGCUAGAAGAAAAAGAAGCACUAGAAGAAAAACUGGCAAUCAGUGAGUAUGAGCUUCGUUUAGUCCAAGAAGACAUUCUCAAACUGAAGACUGAAUUGCAGAAGAAAACUGGGACCUCUCUAGAUGAAGUGAGUGGGUCAAAUGCAGAUGCUUCUACAAACGAUGGACCAGAUAUUCUGCAGCAAAAGAGGGACACUUCGCUCUCUGAUUUGGGUCCUUUGAAAGACAAUGAACGUCGAGAUCUCAACUGUGCAGUGAAAGAGUAUUUGCUUUUAGCUGGGUAUCGUCUGACUGCAAUGACAUUUUACGAGGAGGUUACUGACCAGAACUUAGAUGUUUGGCAGAAUUCAUCUGCUUGUGUACCAGAUGCCCUGCGCCAUUACUAUUACCAGUACCUCUCAUCCACCUCAGAAGCUGCUGAGGAGAAAAUUGCUAUGCUUCGAGAAAAUGAGUCUAUGCUUAAAGAAAAUAAUAGGCUGAAAGAUGAAAAGCAGUCUUUGCUGAAAAGCAAAGAACUGGCUGAUGGCCAAGUUAUGGCAUUGACAAAAUCUUUGGAGGCCCUACAGAAGGAUAUAAAGGACAAGGAGAUUCUGGUACAGGAUUUGAAGCAGUCCUUGGACCACCAAAGAAAAGAACUAAAUGAUUGCAGAGCAGAAAUAACUUCAUUGAAAAUGCACAUUGAAGGAGCUCGAUCUGGAUGGAGUUUGGUUACUGGUGAUGUUGAACAUGUGCAUUCGCCAUCUUUAGAGAGCUACAAGGAAGAAAUAAAACUGCUGCAGAAGAAAGUAGAUAAUUUAAAGGCAGAAAGAUCUAUUGCCAAUGAAUUUGUAGAAUCUAUAAAUAGUGAGAAAGAGAUUACGGAGACGACCAAAAACAAAGUUGUUGAGUUGUGUGAUGAUAACGCCUUAACUUCUUCCGUUGGCAUUGCAUCCGGAGUUCUGGAGAGUGUAGACUCUCAACUGCAUGCAAAUCAUUCCUCCGAUGAUACCAUGGACAGAUCUGAAAAAGCUUCUGAAGAGCCAGUGCUGAGUUCUUUAUAUGAAAAUGGUGCAACAGAGAAUGCUGAGGAUGACCUGAAGCAGAAUGGUCCACCACCCACACCAGACAAUGGGUUACAUCUAAAAUCAGAAAGUUUAGGUGGCAAACCUGAUUCUGAGAAGAUGGGUUUAGGGACCAUUCAGAUCCUUUCUGAUGCAUUGCCUAAAAUUGUUCCUUAUGUUCUGAUCAACCAUCGGGAGGAGCUUCUUCCCCUGAUGAUGUGUGCAAUUGAACGCCAUCCAGAUAGUAGCACACGAGAUUCCCUGACCCACACAUUGUUUAACUUAAUUAAACGUCCAGAUGAACAACAGAGAAGAAUCAUAAUGGAUGCUUGCGUUUCCCUUGCUAAGAAUGUAGGAGAGAUGAGAACCGAAACAGAACUGCUUCCCCAGUGUUGGGAACAAAUUAAUCAUAUGUACGAGGAGCGCAGGCUGCUUGUUGCUCAAUCAUGUGGAGAGCUUGCAGAAUUUGUGCGGCCUGAGAUCCGUGAUUCUCUCAUCUUAUCAAUUGUGCAACAGCUGAUGGAAGAUUCUGCGACUGUGGUCCGCGAGGCUGCUGCACAUAAUCUGGCUUUGCUGCUUCCGCUCUUCCCAAAUACAGACAAAUAUUUCAAGGUUGAGGAGAUGAUGUUUCAAUUGGUUUGCGAUUCCUCUGGAAUGGUGGUAGAAACUACAAUCAAAGAACUAGUUCCCACUCUAUUAAAAUGGGGAAACAAAUUGGAUCAUAUUUUACGAGUUUUACUCUCUCACAUUUUGGGCUCUGCUCAGCGUUGUCAACCUCUUUCAGGAGUUGAAGGUUCUGUUGAGUCACAUCUCCGUGUUUUGGGUGAAAGAGAACGCUGGAAUGUCGAUGUAUUAUUGCGGUUGCUAGUGGAAUUGCUUCCAUUUGUGCACCAAAAAGCUAUUGAGGCAUGUCCAUUUCCUUCUGUUUCAGAAUCUGCAGGAACAUCAUUUUCUACUUCCUUGCUUGAACUGUAUGCAGGGGGGCAUGUGGAAUGGCCUCCAUUUGAGUGGCUUCAUGUUGACUGCUUUCCUGAUUUGAUUCAUCUUACUUCUCUAUUGCCUCAGAAGGAAGAUCAUUUAAGAAAUAGAAUCACAAAGGUAUUGUUGACGGUAUCUGAACUUUUUGGGGAAUAUUAUCUGGCGCACGUCAUGUUACCUGUAUUCUUGGUAGCAGUUGGUGAUAAUGCUGAUUUGAAAUUUUUACCAAACCCAAUCCAGUCGAGAAUUAGAGGUUUGAGACCUAGAACUGCAGUGGCUGAGAGACUGGCUACUAUGUGUGUCCUUCCACUUCUCUUGGCUGGUGUGCUUGGUUCUCCUAGCAAGCACGACCAAUUGACAGAGUACUUGAAAAAAUUGUUAGGCCAGAGUGUAGUGCAAGAGGGUCAACCAGCAAAGUUCAAUGCUGAGAUUUUUAAUUCUAUUCGCUUCCUUUGCACAUUUGAAGAACAUCAUAAGAUGAUUUUUAAUAUUCUGUGGGAAAUGGUCGUUAGUUCCAACAUAGAUAUGAAAAUUGGUGCUGCCAAUCUAUUAAAAGUCAUCGUGCCAUAUAUUGAUGCAAAGGUUGCUUCAACUCAUGUUUUGCCUGCUCUAGUGACUCUUGGCUCUGACCAAAAUUUGAUCGUUAAGUAUGCUAGCAUUGCUGCAUUUGGAGCUGUAGCACAGCAUUUUAAAAAUGACAUGAUUGUUGAUAAAAUACGCAUUCAAAUGGAUGCUUUUCUUGAAGAUGGAUCCCAUGAAGCUACCAUUACUGUGAUACGUGCAUUGGUGGUGGCAGUACCACAUACAACCGAUAGGCUUAGAGAUUAUAUCCUCAAACUUUUCCUGUGGUGAAUUAAUUUUAAUGCAUCAAGUAAUUAAGCAUGCAGUUCUGUCUUAUUGUUUUAGGCCUUAUAAGUGUUUUGUUGGUUCAAAAUGUUGGGUGAAAAUGCUACAAUUGCUGUUUCUUAAUGUAUUAUACAUUUAUUGUCGAAGAUUUUCCAACUUACAACCACAUCCCCUCCUUCAAGUGACAUGAUGCGUCAUCGUGAGAGAGCCAACGCAUUUUGUGAAGCAAUCCGUGCUCUAGAUGCUACAGAUCUGGCGGUCACUAGUGUUAGGGAUUUCCUCCUUCCUUCCAUACAGAACCUAUUAAAAGACACUGAUGCACUUGAUCCAGCACAUAAAGAAGCUCUUGAGAUUAUAAUGAAGGAAAGAUCAGGUGGAACAUUUGAUGCAAUCAGUAAAGUGAUGGGUGCUCAUCUCGGGCUUGCAUCAUCUGUGAGCAGUUUCUUUGGUGAAGGCGGGCUACUGGGCAAGAAGGAAACUGCAGAUCAACCGGGGCCACCUCCCGAGUCAGUUGAACCUGCAACGGCUGUCCCACAACCGCAACCACCGGUUGAGGACACAAGAUUUAGGCGAAUCAUGAGAGGUGGUUUUACAGACAUGCUCCGGGGCAAAACAAAGAGUAGUGAGGAACUUCCCCCUAGCCAAUGACAUUCGACAACAUGGUAAGUCUCUAAUGUGUGAUGGAAGCUUUGAUUUUUUUUUUUUUCCUUUUUGGCUCCUUAUCCCUCGUUUUGCCCAUUGAUGGGGCUGAGUAUUUUAUGAUUAAUCAAAUGAUAAAGAUGAGUAUCUAUUUUUCCUUUCUCUCUACCCAAUAAACAGACAAUACAAUUGAGAAAAUAGAAAAAAAAAUUGAUUUACAAUCAUCUCCAAUAAGUGACUUACAAUUACCCCACCUUCUACAUACUGGAUUUGAUUGUUCGUCUUGACCAUGAUUGAACGUCUGGGUGGUUGUGUUUACCGUGUCUCUCUAAGAACAUAAAGGGAUGUCUU
Molecule: messenger RNA, 4341 nt
Organism: Ilex paraguariensis (yerba mate)
Lineage: Eukaryota; Viridiplantae; Streptophyta; Magnoliopsida; Aquifoliales; Aquifoliaceae
Source: the annotation of a GenBank genome assembly